Cynara cardunculus var. scolymus (artichoke) is the source of this 2597-nucleotide messenger RNA. RefSeq lists its product as uncharacterized. NCBI's taxonomy places the organism in Eukaryota, Viridiplantae, Streptophyta, Magnoliopsida, Asterales, Asteraceae. The transcript has 2 exons. Bases 405 to 2363 code for a protein of 652 amino acids. The record is from RefSeq and is a predicted model, not a curated record.
GGCGAUUUGACGGAAUCUUCGUUUCUUCCUCCGCCGUUAUUUGUAAUCUCACCAAUUUCUGAAAUUGAGCCCUUAAUUAUAUGCAUCUACUCGAAACCCUAAUCUUAAUUUCUACUAUAUAUAAAUAUUAUUAUGCCUUUUUAUUUUAUUUAAAGGUCAAGUUUUGAUUUUUUAUUUUUCACUUUCAAGAUUUACAAAAAAGUUAGCCUCUUUCAUUUAUCCGAGAUCUGAAGCAAACGGGAACGAAUCCACCGACUGAUUUGAGAUCUUGGUACUGUUCAAUUGCUGCUGGAUGCGGAUCUAGAUAUGUAGACAUGGUGCUGCACGAAAUCGGACUUUCACCGUUUCACAUCGUUUACUGUCAAUAGAUUUCUUGAAAGCUUGCAAGAUUCGAGCUUUUGGGGAUGGAAUCUAACAUAGAAGAAGCUCUUAGAGCGAAAGAGAGCGCGGAGAAGCUAUUUGCGAUAAAAGACUUCACAGGUGCAAAGCAGUAUGCUUUGAAGGCUCAAGCGGUUUGCCCGCAGCUAGAGGGCAUUUCUCAGAUGGUGGCUACGUUUGAAAUCUAUGCCGCCACUGAGACAAAGAUAAACGGUGAAAUUGAUUUGUAUUCAGUUCUUGGAUUAGGCCCAUCAGCUGAUAAAUCUGUACUGAAGAAACAGUACAAAAAGAUGGCAGUGCUUCUUCAUCCUGAUAAGAACAAAACGAAGGGCGCUGAUGAGGCCUUUAAGCUCGUUUCUGAAGCGUGGAGUGUGUUAUCAGAUAGCACAAAACGGAACUCUUAUGAUAUCAGGAGAAAUAAGCAUUUAUCAGCUACUGUUGCCCAAUCGAACUUAUCUUCGGUUUAUGGAACGACUGGUGUUCCAGGUUUCGACAGUUCUUCCAAGAAUCCAGCAUCUGUCAGUAGACUCGACACUUUCUGGACUGUGUGCACAUCUUGUCGUGUUCAGUAUGAAUAUCUUCGGAAAUAUGUGAAUAAGAGACUUUCUUGCAAGAACUGUCGUGGGGUUUUUGUAGCGGUUGAAACAGGAGCGGCUCCUGUGACUUAUUGUCCAUGGUCGUAUACGGCUGAGAAUGGAUACGCAAAUCAUUCAUAUGCUCCUGCUACUUAUAUACCGAACUCGUCGGUAUGUUUCACGGGCAAUGGUUCUUCUGCUUUUCACUCUGCACAUGGAUCCGAGUACGCGAGUAAUGUAUCCUUCCAGUGGAAUACUUCACCCGGCGCUUCGACAGGUGUUUCCGAUCCUAAUCUUGUUCAUAAAUCCAAUGGAAACACGAGUAGAGCAAAAGCCUACGCGAAACACCAGAUCAGAAAUUCUUCGGCUAAUACGGGCACCAGUGAAAUCCCUGCUGUUCGACUUGGUAGGCCUCCUAAAAAGAGAAAGAUCGAAGGGGCGGAAGGACCUCAAAAUCCAAAUGGGGAAAUGUUAUUCAGAACAGACCCUGAAAUGGUGGUUACUAACGGAAAUAUUAUCAGCGAAACGACUUCCAGAUGGUAUCCCGUUGCCCCUGCUUUUGAUGCAAGAAAGUUAUUGAUUGACAAAGCUAGAUCAGUGAUUCGAUUUAAGUUAGAAGAGAUGAAGUUAGCUUCAAAGAACGGGAAAACGCUGAAGAAAAGUAAUUCUAUGCCAAUAACUGUUCCUGACCCAGAUUUCCAUGAUUUUGACAUGGAUAGAUCGGAGGAAGUAUUCAAACCGAAGCAAAUAUGGGCGAUAUAUGAUGAAGAAGAUGGGAUGCCUCGCCUUUACUGUCUAAUUCGCCAGGUUAUCUCUGUGAAACCGUUUCAGCUCUACAUUAGUUACUUGAACUCAAAAACCGACACUGAAUUUGGUGCUGUAAAAUGGAUAGAAUCCGGUUUCACUAAAUCCUGUGGAAGUUUCAGGGUUUUCCAUUCUGAUAUUGUUGAUUCAGUCAACAUCUUUUCUCAUCUUUUGGGACGAGAAAAGGCCGGUAGAGGAGGUUGCGUUAAAAUAUACCCAAAAAGAGGCGAUGUAUGGGCUGUGUAUCGUAACUGGUCCGUUAACUGGAAUCGAAAGACACCGAAAGAAGUCAGGCACCAGUAUGAAAUGGUGGAGGUUCUUGAUGAUUAUUCUGAAGAGCUUGGAGUGUGUGUAACUUCACUGAUGAAGUUACAAGGAUACAAAACAGUUUACCAAAGGGACUCGAACAAAAACGCAACUCGGUGGAUUCCGAGAAGAGAAAUGCUACGGUUUUCCCACCAAGUUCCAUCGUGCGUGCUGAGAGGUCAAGCGCUUAAUCUACCAGACGGGUGUUGGGAUCUUGAUCCAGCUGCAACCCCAGAAGAGCUUCUUCGGGCAGCAAUGGAGGCUGAGGACAAUAUUGCAGGUGUUGCCAUGGAGGAUUGAUGUACAAACAACCUAAAGAGAGAAUUGGUGUAAGAAUUUUAGAUAGCUGGAAGGGAUCAUAAGAUUGAUCCACGGCGGUCAAAGCUCAGAGAAUUGUUUUUAGAGAGGGUUACUGUUUACAUGUUGGUUGAGCUAUUUGUACCAUCUUUAAUACUUUCAAGAAUGCAUCUUCUUAACAAUUAAGUUCAUACCAUCUUAAUGCUGCUGCUAUGGCUACCAUUUAUGGUUCUUGAA